GCAGCUCUGCAGGCUGUGCUGGAGCAGCAGCUGGGAUGCUGGAAGAGUUCUGCAACAGUCUGAGGAACUGUGACCUGGCCCAGCAGAGUAUCGUUCAUAUUGUUCAAAGUCCACAUAACAGUCAGAACAAUGACAAAACAGAAGAUAACGGUGCUGAAGGUAUCCUAAAAGCCUUGGAAAGAGAACCUGAAAGUCUAACUCGCAUAGAUCUCAGUACCAGCAUCCUGCCAUCAGUCUCUGCAGGCUUGGCUGUUAUUCUGGAUACUACAAAACCCAGCAUUUCUCUUCCCUCUGAAAAAUCAGGCGCAGCUAGCUACAACAGUUUUUAUGUUUUUUGCAAAAAUUUCUGUCAAGCUGUGAAACCUGGGAAACUGAGGGUCCGCUGCAGUGUGUGUAAACAAGGAACACUGACGCUGACAAGGGGUCCAUCUUGCUGGGAUGAUGUGCUAGUUCCCAACAGAAUCAGAGGUGUUUGCCAGUCCCAGAGCUGCAAUGGAAACAUAGCGGAAUUUUACUUUAAAUGUGGAGCACACCCAACCACUGACAGUGAAACAUCUGUGGCUUUGAACCUCGUUACAACAAACAGUCGCUGUAUCACAUGUAUAACAUGCACAGAUAUUAGGAGUCCUGUGCUUGUGUUCCAGUGCGUGCAUCGCCAUGUCAUUUGCCUAGACUGUUUCCAUUUGUACUGUGUGACUAUGCUGAAUGACCGUCAGUUCAUCCAUGACCUGCAGCUUGGCUAUUCCCUCCCCUGCGUAGCUGGCUGUCCGGACUCCUUGAUUAAAGAGCUUCAUCACUUCAGGAUUCUAGGAGAAGAACAGUACAACCGCUACCAGCGCUAUGGGGCUGAGGAGUGCGUGCUGCAGAUGGGAGGAGUGCUGUGUCCAACUCCCGGCUGUGGAGCGGGUUUGCUUCCUGAACCAGGAGUGAGGAAAGUUGUAUGUGAGCCAGGCAACGGAAUAGGCUGUGGGUUUGUGUUCUGCCGUGAAUGUAAAGAAGAAUACCAUGAAGGGGACUGCAGCUCUCUCCUCAGCACGCAGGGAGCCAUGGCCCAGAAGGGAUACGUAGUUGAUGAACAUGCAGCCAUGCAAGCUCGAUGGGAAAAGGCAUCUAGAGAAACAAUCAAGAAGACAACCAAGCCGUGCCCCAACUGCAAUAUUCCAGUUGAAAAAAAUGGUGGCUGCAUGCACAUGAAAUGUCCUCGCCCUCAGUGCAGAUUUGAGUGGUGCUGGAACUGUGGCCUGGAGUGGAACAGAACCUGCAUGGGAGAUCACUGGUUUGACUAGUGGUGCUGAGGCCAGCCCAUGUUACUGCUAAAGCUUGUUUUCAUUGGGGCCAAAUUCUGAACUUCUUGCUUAAACAAAAUUCCCAGAGGUCUCAGGAACACAGAGUUCAAAAUUUGGCCCAGUUUGUUGGGUUUUGCUUUCUUGCAUAUGCAGUCAUACCAAAAUCACGUUGAAGUUAUGCCAAGGGUUUUAAAUCCACUAAGUAAAAAGAAUAAUUGUUUUAAUAGACAGAAUUGCUCAUCAUGGUACAAAGUGCAGUAAAUUACACCUUUCUGAAACUGUGCAGUCUGUCAGCACAGAGAGAAGACAGGGUUACCAUGAGGAACUUUGCUUGAUAUUUAUAGGCAGGAAUCCGCAACUCUUACAAGAGAGAUCAGCCUUGAUAUGUGUGUGUUUGAGUGCGUGAGUGUCAAGGAGGGUGGAGGAUGUUCUCUGCAUCAGCUUUUUUUUCUUUGACCACUCCUUUGCUCAUUCAGCACAAAUUUUGAUUUUGAGGCAGUAUUUCUUAACAGCUUUUUUGGCAGAGGGAAGACUGUGGCUCUUCAGUGUUUUCUCAGGAUUCCUUCCUAACAGUCUUUCUGUAGAGGUCUUGCUUUCAAACCAAAUUCUCAUAGAAACAUCCAGCUUUAUUUGUGCUUGUGCAUUUGUAACAUGCAACACAAAACCUACCUACAUGCUCAUUAUAGACUUUGCUACCAUUGAAAGGUUAGCUAAGGAUGCAGUUUCAGCUCUAACCGUGACUGCUGUUGCAGUGGUGACUGGAUCUGAUUAAGUGUUGUGCAAGCUGGACUCACAGGGCUUCACUUUUUUUCUGCUUACAGCAAUACUUUAGGCAUGGCAAGGGGAAGCAGGAGGAGACUUCUCAGGGCUUUUCUGUAUCAUCAUUCUCCUAAACUGAACUAGAAUAUGGGUAUACUUCUGAAAAUUAAUUUACAGCUCAAACAGUGUGGGGCAGAGGGACAUCUUUCAUUUUACAAUGUUAACACAGUAAGUAAAGUUUACUAACAUUUCCAAGCCUGAACCAUCUUACUGUUUGGUGUGCUUUACAUUGCAGUCUUAUUCUGAAAUGAAAUGGGUACUGUCCACAUCUAACAUGCCGUGUAAGGAUUUGCACAAUUCAGUUUUGGAAAAAAUACACAAUAAAUAAAGCUGUCAAAAUUUUAAACUUCAUUUAUUUGUUCAUUUGAAUACAAAGUAAGUGAGUACAAAGAUGUUGGGCGGGUCAUGCUUUUCCUUGACUGAUUCAGACUCCCAGCUGAGAGGCUAGCCCUUUGAUUAAAACAUACUAUUAGCACAAAAUAAAUUUGAGGGCCCUGGACUUCUUUUAUCCUGUUCAAAUUAAUAUUUUGUACGGCAUGACUCUAGAGUCCUGAAAAUAUGGGUGUGCCUCACAUCAGUCAGUGCAGAGCAAGAAGCUUGAGGUAUAAAGAAAUCCCAGGCUCACUACAAAAAUGUCCAAUUGCUAAAAGCAGUGGAGUACUCAUCUGUCUCAGCUGGAAGCAACAUUAAAAGUCUGAGGAAGCAAAGGGAUGAAAGCAUGAGGUACCAAAAAUGAGAGAGUGAACUGAGGAUUAAGAAAAUGAGAGAGGAAGUGGCAACAGGAGGACAAUGGCCAUUUCUCAAAGGCCAUUUUCCUUUUUGGCACUGGUGAACUAAAAUGUAUGCAGAAGUAGCUACAUUAAAGUGCAGGCAUGCACUGUAGCUCGUUUAAGUACAUUAUCUUAAUGGGUAUAUUUUACUGUGAGCUCUGAUUAUUUCAUGAUUUGAUUUCCUAUACCUGGGUCUAUUUAUAUGGCUUGUUGCCAACACACUAAGGAAAAAAUCACAAUGCUUAAUUUUACUUUGAUAGUGUGUUACAUGGGAGCUCAUCACUAUAUGUCCUAUCCACAAGCAUUUGGAAUAAAAGAAGUCUAAAUUUCUUUCCCAUUUUUUUAGCAUCUUUCUAGAAGUUAAUAAAGACAUUUUUUUCCUCUAAAGAGGAAGAAAAACUUGUUUAUGUAAGGCAGUUUCAUUGAGCUAGAGCCUGCCCUAACAAGUUAAUGUUUUAAUUGUCACGUAGAAACAUGUAAUUUAUGCCCGUGGAUCGAGGUCCAUUGAAGUCAAUGGACUGUAGAUCAGCUCCCGUAUUUCUUUCUGGCCUGGGCAUGACAUGGCAGGUGUGAGUCAUAAGGCUAGAAUAGAAACAUCUCUUUCUUGGGAAGAACUUGUCAGAGGAUGGGAUUACGACCAUUCAUCUGAGACAGAAACAAGGGCAUGAAAGGAGAAUAAAGAAUGGAGCUCCUGCACUUACUUGAGAUUACCUACUUUUAGAGAAUUGCUUUAUAGGGCCCUUGUCACUUAGGGUUUCUUCACACAGUCCAGAUUUACACUCCAACAAAAAAAAA
Messenger RNA from Tyto alba (common barn owl), 3670 nucleotides. It is a transcript of the gene PRKN, whose product is annotated as parkin RBR E3 ubiquitin protein ligase. Gene Ontology annotation, molecular function: ubiquitin conjugating enzyme binding; zinc ion binding; ubiquitin protein ligase activity. The record is from RefSeq and is a predicted model, not a curated record. The coding region runs from base 36 to 1286 and encodes 416 amino acids. Gene Ontology annotation, cellular component: endoplasmic reticulum; mitochondrion; cytoplasm. The transcript has 11 exons. Gene Ontology annotation, biological process: regulation of mitochondrion organization; ubiquitin-dependent protein catabolic process; protein polyubiquitination. NCBI's taxonomy places the organism in Eukaryota, Metazoa, Chordata, Aves, Strigiformes, Tytonidae.